AUGUCACCCUCAGCCCAAGCUCACAAGCGAUCCCACAGCCUGUUGCUGCUACAGAAACUACUCAACCUCAGAGACAAUGCCAGUCCUCUGACGCUGGUGCUUGACACUUUGGAGCAGGGCGCAACUCCAGUGUUGCAAGAGUUCAUAACGCGAGCGAAGAUAGCUCACACCAAAGUCAUAUUCAUAUCCUUUGCCACAAUCAAAAGGCCUGCCAACGCAGAUGUCCUCGUCAGGGCCACCGGCAAGCAACUUCAAAAGCUGCGCGCCGAGAUCACCUCUCACUAUACCACCCUCCCGCCUCCUACGGCGAGAAACGCCUCAUCAACUUCAUCGUCACAGAAAACACUCCUCAUAAUAGACACCCUCAACCCGCUGUCGACGACCCAUCCAAGGCACCUCACCGCCUUCCUGUCAAGCCUGCUCACCCACCCCUCCAUCUCCCUCGUGGCCACCUACCACGCAGACGUCCCCCUGGCCCUCGCCCCAACCGCCCUGAGCGAGCCGUGGGAGCGCCGCCGCGCAAGGGACAGGAGCCUGCCCGAGCCGGCGUGGGGGCUCGCCGAGGGCCGAGAGGGCGUGCUGGUCGGCGUCAAGGGGCCCACCGCGGGCGGCGGCGUCGUGGUCGAGAUGGAGCUGCGGAGGCGGAGCGGCCGCGCCGUCGUCGAGAGGUUCGUGCUCGCGCCCCAGGGCGCCGCGGCGGGUGCCUUGUCGCUGCUGGAGGAGGAGGACUUGGCCGAGACUACGUUUAACCUGGGCCUUACCGAGAAGCAGCGGAAGGACAGGGACGGCAUUGUCCUACCUUACUUUGACGCGCAGAAAGAUAUCGGCGGUGGAGAAGGUGGAAGGAUCUUGUACGAGAUGGGGCGGGAGGAUGAUUUCGACGACGAGGAAGACGAGAUCUAG
Diaporthe citri is the source of this 903-nucleotide messenger RNA. RefSeq lists its product as uncharacterized. The coding region runs from base 1 to 903 and encodes 300 amino acids. Gene Ontology annotation, biological process: tRNA wobble uridine modification. The record is from RefSeq and is a predicted model, not a curated record. Gene Ontology annotation, cellular component: elongator holoenzyme complex; nucleus; cytosol. The transcript is spliced from 5 exons. Lineage: Eukaryota; Fungi; Ascomycota; Sordariomycetes; Diaporthales; Diaporthaceae. Gene Ontology annotation, molecular function: tRNA binding.